GGCUGCCAUCCCUCAUUUGCAUGGGGCGGUCCCGCGGCGGCGGCGCCCCGGAGCCCGCCCUAUCGGGAGCGGGGACACCGGAGCCCUCAUUUGCAUACAGGAAGUACAAAUAGCGGCGUGCGGCGGCGGCGCGGCCGGUGCCCAGCCGGCGUCAUGCCCGACCCGUCGCGCUCGGCGCCCGCGCCCAAGAAGGGCUCCAAGAAGGCCAUCAGCAAGGCGCAGAAGAAGGACGGCCGCAAGCGCAAGCGCGGCCGCAAGGAGAGCUACUCCAUCUACGUGUACAAGGUGCUCAAGCAGGUGCACCCCGACACGGGCAUCUCGUCCAAGGCCAUGGGCAUCAUGAACUCCUUCGUCAACGACAUCUUCGAGCGCAUCGCGGGCGAGGCGUCCCGCCUGGCGCACUACAACAAGCGCUCGACCAUCACCUCGCGGGAGGUGCAGACGGCCGUGCGCCUGCUGCUGCCCGGCGAGCUGGCCAAGCACGCCGUGUCCGAGGGCACCAAGGCCGUCACCAAGUACACCAGCUCCAAGUGAGCGCGCCGCGGCGCCCGCAACCAAAGGCUCUUUUCAGAGCCACCCACACGGCCGAGGAAGGGGCUGAACACGGUCUCACGACGCCCGAACGGCGGGUCCGAGGAGACAAUGGGCGAGGGGCCUUGUGCGAUUCCAGCGCCCCCCCCCCCCCGCCCCGCGCCUCCCUCGUCUCGUGGGUGACGCCCCGGUGAUGUCACCCAGCACCACUGGUCACGCGCCGGCGCUGCAUCCCUUCCCGCAUCAUGUUUUGCCCCAGAAAAGCAGAUUUACUGGGUCUAGGAGCUCGAAAGAGAGGCACAGGGAGGAGUAGGCUCUGGCCCCGCCCCUGCUGCAGAUUUAGUAGAGGUCAGUUUAAGAUGAAACUACGUUUUUCUGUACUAACGGGCUUCCUUCUCCAGCAACAUCCUCGGGCGGAAUUGGGCACUCAUUGGGAGACAAGUUGGGUAAGGGAAAGAAAGCACAUCUAGCCUUUUUGUGAUCUUUUUUCUUUUGCCCUAUUUUGGGGCAGGGAGCCCCUGCCUAGUAAUUCUCUCUUGAGAGGUUCAACAAGAGGGCCCAAUUCACCCUUUCAUUUGUAAAUAGGAUUUUACAACAUAUGCUGAUGGAGGUUGUAGACAGUGCAGUGGGGAAGGCACUUGCCUGCUUGCAAAUGACCUGGGUUCUAUCUCCAGCACCACAAAUAAGCCCCUGAGCCCUGACUAGAGUGAUCACUAAGCACAGAGCCAGGAGUCAGUCCUGAGCAUGGCCAGGUGUGGGCCCUGAACCGAAAUAGUUAAAACUUCUGGGUCAUAGAGUACAGGGGUUAAGAUAGUAUAGGCGCUGACCUUGAUGCAGCUGACCCUGGAUCAGUGUCUGGCAUAGCCAGAUGGGACCACACACAUUGGUGCUACUCUUGGUUCAGUGCUCAGGGGACCAUACAGUGCCAGCAUUGAACCUGGGCCUUCAAGCAGUCAGAGCCUGUGACCCAGUCUGUUGAGCAAUCUCUGGCCUCAACAAUGAGGUAUGAGGCAUUUUACAUGAUUUUUUUUUUUUUUGGUGUGGGUACAACUAACAGUGCUUGGGGCUUACUGCUGGCUCUGCACUCAGCUCAGGGAUCACUCCUGGUGGACUCUGGGACCAUAUGGGGUGCUGGGGAUCAAACUCAGGUCAGCUGUGUACCAGGCAAGUAAGUGCCCUACCUGCUAGACUAUCUCUCGGGCCUCUUGGCUGCAAUUUUUUUUGGGUCACACCUGGCAGUGCUCAGGGGUUACUUCUGGCUCUGCACCCAGCAGUUACUCCUGGUGGUGCUCAGGGGAUUGUAGGGGAUGCUGAGGAUUAACCUGGGUCAGCUGCAUACAAAACAAGCUCCCUACCCACUAUACUAUCUUUCCAGCCCCGUUGGCUGCAAAUCUUUGGUCAUAUGUUAAUUAUGGAGUAAAGCAAAGAUUUUGAAGGGAAAGCUGUCUUUUUUUUUUUUUGCUUUUGGGUUGCACCUGGCUCUGCACUCAGGAAUUACUCCUGGCGGUGCUCAGGGGACCAUAUGGGAUGCUGGGAAUCGAACCUAGGUUGGCUGUGUGCAAGGCAA
Messenger RNA from Sorex araneus (European shrew), 2098 nucleotides. Its product is annotated as histone H2B type 3-B. Gene Ontology annotation, molecular function: DNA binding; structural constituent of chromatin; protein heterodimerization activity. Gene Ontology annotation, cellular component: nucleosome. The transcript has a single exon. NCBI's taxonomy places the organism in Eukaryota, Metazoa, Chordata, Mammalia, Eulipotyphla, Soricidae. The coding region runs from base 154 to 534 and encodes 126 amino acids. The record is from RefSeq and is a predicted model, not a curated record.